UUCCAUCUAUGCUCUUCGUGGGCUUUCAAGCAUUAGGGGAAGGCCUGCCAAACUGUUUCAGGAGGCGCAUCCCAUUUGGGGCCCCACUGUAGCAAAGCUGGUGAGGAGGCUGCCGCUUUGUGGUCUGCAGCCAGUCCCUCGGGAGAUGGCCCCGGGGGCCCUGCUGCUGCUGUUGCUGCUCUGUCUUGGGAGUCUCCCGCCCCGCGCCGCUGGCUGCCCAGUCGACUGCCACUGCUACAGCACCACGGUGGAGUGUGGGGCCCUGCAGCUGCCUGUCGUCCCACCAGGAAUUCCGCCAGGGACACAGACGCUGUUCCUGCAGGACAACAGCAUUAUGCGCCUGGAGCCAGGCAUCCUGGUGACCCUUGCCGCCCUUCGAUGUCUCUACCUGCACAAUAACAGUCUUCAUGCCCUGGAGCCAGGCACCUUUCACGCACAGUCACGCCUGCUGGAGCUCGCACUCACAGGCAACCGGCUUCGAGGCCUGCAUCUUGGCGCUUUUGCAGGCCUGGCCCAGCUGCGCAUACUCUACUUGGCUGGUAACCAGCUCGUGCAGCUGUUGGAUUUCACCUUCCUGCAUCUGCCGCGACUACAGGAGCUGCACUUGCAGGAAAACAGCAUUGAGCUGCUGGAGGACCAGGCCCUGGCUGGGCUCUCCUCACUGGCAUUGCUGGACCUCAGUAGGAACCAGCUGAGCACCAUCAGCCAUGAGACCCUGCAGCCCCUGGCCAGCUUGCAGGUCCUGCGCCUCACAGAGAACCCAUGGCGCUGUGACUGUGCCCUGCACUGGCUGAGAGCUUGGAUCAAGGAGGGAGGGCAGAGGCUGCUCAGCUCCAGGGACAAGAAGAUCAUGUGUGCAGAGCCCCCACGCCUGGCACUCCAGAGUCUCCUGGACAUAUCCGGCAGUAGCCUCAUCUGCAUCCCGCCUUCCGUGCACAUUGAGCCGCUGGAGGUGACAGCCAACCUGGGUGAGGACCUGCGCGUUGCCUGCCAGGCUUCUGGCUACCCGCAGCCUCUGGUAACCUGGAGAAAGGUGGCCCAGCCUCGUGAGGGACAACCGCGGGUCCAGGCGCAGCCAGAAGGCGGAGUGCCAGGCUCAGGCUGGCACGGGGCCUCUGCCACGGGCAGCGGCAUGCUCUUCCUCACCAACAUCACCCUGGCCCACGCCGGCAAGUAUGAGUGCGAGGCCUCCAACGCCGGCGGCGCCGCUAGUAUGCCCUUCCAGCUCCUGGUCAACCUGUCCCAGCAGCGUCUGCAGCUGGCGCCCCCGCCGCACCCGGCCGUUGCCCCCAUCGGCCUUGAGCCCCUGCACGAGGCGAGCAGCAUGGCCUUCCGCGCCCUGGGCCUGGCCACGCAGACGGCUAUCGCGGCGGCCAUCGCGCUCCUCGCGCUCACUGCGCUGCUGCUGGCGACCCUGAUCUGCCGCCGGCGCCGCAGGCGGAAAAAGGCGCCGGGACCACCCGGGGAGGGCGCGCUGUUCGUCAACGACUACUCCGACGGGCCCUGCACCUUUGCGCAGCUCGAAGAGCUCCGCGACGAGCGGGGACACGAGAUGUUCGUCAUCGACCGCUCCAAGCCUUUGUUUGCCGAGAGCCCGGCUGAGGUGACCGAGAGCCUGGCGCCAGGGUCCGCGCAGGGUCUUCCGCUGCAGCCGCCCGCUGCCUACGAGAUCCACUGCUGCGGGGCGGGGCGGGGCGGCGCGCGCUGAUGACGUGGGCCUCGCAGAUUGGCCGGCCAGCGGGCCCACUUCACGCAUGCUCCGUAGUCA
Molecule: messenger RNA, 1768 nt
Organism: Molossus molossus (Pallas's mastiff bat)
Lineage: Eukaryota; Metazoa; Chordata; Mammalia; Chiroptera; Molossidae
Gene: LRRC24
Product: leucine rich repeat containing 24
Exons: 4
Coding region: 146-1708 (520 amino acids)
Molecular function (GO): protein binding
Source: RefSeq, a predicted model, not a curated record